Impatiens glandulifera is the source of this 1481-nucleotide messenger RNA. Its product is annotated as probable protein phosphatase 2C 63. The transcript has 4 exons. Gene Ontology annotation, molecular function: protein serine/threonine phosphatase activity; cation binding. Gene Ontology annotation, biological process: protein dephosphorylation. Lineage: Eukaryota; Viridiplantae; Streptophyta; Magnoliopsida; Ericales; Balsaminaceae. The record is from RefSeq and is a predicted model, not a curated record. The coding region runs from base 112 to 1182 and encodes 356 amino acids.
UCUCUCUCUAAAAACCUGUAAAUCUCAUUCACUGGUCCCCUGAAUCUCGCCGGAGAAGACCGAUUACCUGUUUUGAUCACCGGAAAAGCAACAGAUUCUGAAAAGAAAACGAUGAGUAUGAUCCGAUCAAUGUAUAGAUGUUUCGGCCGACGAGGAGGCGACGGUCUCAUGUGGCAAAUGGAAUUGAAACCACAUGCUUCAGGCGAUUUCUCCAUCGCCGUUGUUCAAGCCAAUUCUAGCCUUGAGGAUCAGAGUCAAGUCUUCACUUCGCCGUCGGCUACUUACGUUGGUGUUUACGACGGCCAUGGCGGUCCAGAAGCUUCUCGUUUCGUUAAUCGACAUCUCUUACCAUAUCUUCAAAAAUUUUCGAGUGAGCAAGGAGGAUUAUCAGCUGAUGUGAUUAAGAAAGCAUUUCACGCAACAGAAGAGGAUUUUCUUCAUCUAGUGAAGAGAUCUUUUCCAGUACGACCGCGAAUUGCUUCAGUUGGAUCAUGUUGUCUAGUAGGUGCUAUUGCAAACAAUGUUUUAUACGUAGCGAAUCUAGGUGAUUCGAGAGCUGUUCUUGGCAGAAGAUCUCCCGGUAAGGUUGUUGCUGAACGAUUGUCAAAUGAUCAUAAUGUAGCUUAUGAGGAGGUGAGGAAGGAGGUGAAGGAACUUCAUCCUGAUGAUUCCGCCAUCGUUGUUUAUUGUCGUGGAGUUUGGAGAAUCAAAGGGAUAAUUCAGGUAUCAAGAUCGAUAGGAGAUGUUUAUUUGAAGAAACCUGAGUAUCAUCCAUUUGGUAAUAUUGGUCCAAUGAGACGACCAGCAUUAUCUGCAGAACCUUCAAUUCACAUUAGAGAGUUGAGAUCUGAUGAUCUAUUUCUGAUAUUUGCAUCUGAUGGACUUUGGGAACAUUUAACUGAUGAAGAAGCUGUAGAAAUUGUAUACACUAGCCCGAGAUCUGGAGUAGCGAAAAGAUUGGUUGGGGCGGCACUUCAAGGAGCGGCAAAGAAGAGAGAAAUAAGUUACGACGAUAUAAAGAAACUCGAGAAAGGGGUAAGACGUCAUUUUCACGAUGAUAUCACUGUGAUUGUCAUGUACCUUGAUAAUCAAGAUCAAGAUCUUUUUUCUCCUUCUAAUAGAAAAUCUAAUAAGAAAGGCAUCUUUACUAGCCCUCCCAUGGAUAUUUACUCAAACACUUAAGUUGAAAGUGAAUAGUUUGAACAUGUGAGGUUGAGGUCUCAAGUUCGAUUCUUACUUAAACACCGAGUGAUAGUAGAGUCAUGACUGUUGGAUGAUACUAUUACUACCUCAAAAAAAAACAUAGUGAAAGAAUUUACAAUGUGAGGAGAAAUUUAUUGAUGGUGUAAAUAGGGUUUUGAGGAGCUUGAAUACUCAAAUUACUAUUUAAACUUCUAGUUGGAAUGUUUUGUUUUUAUUUUUAAUUUUGGUUGUUGUGAAAUAUUUGCUUGACUAAAUCUAUCACUUAGUUUUAAAGUAUU